Molecule: messenger RNA, 291 nt
Organism: Aspergillus mulundensis
Lineage: Eukaryota; Fungi; Ascomycota; Eurotiomycetes; Eurotiales; Aspergillaceae
Exons: 2
Coding region: 1-291 (96 amino acids)
Source: RefSeq, a predicted model, not a curated record
AUGAAAGUCGCAGAGAUCUUGUCUGAUCUAACAUCCCUCCGUGCUUGUGACUAUAACGAUGCGCUCAACCUUGUCACUGUGAACGAAAGGCUAACACCUUCGGAGGCAACGCCGAACCCUAUACGGGCAGAGGCGACGAACGACCAGCUCCGCGCUGCAUCUGAGCUCGUAGAGCUGCACUAUGAGAUGAAGGCAAUCCACAAGGAUGGUAGAGUAGAUGAUCAGCUGCGCCGUGGAAGGGAGGAAGUAAACCGGGUGCUGCGAGAACUGGCAGCCACCUCGUCGAGUUGA